Molecule: messenger RNA, 1752 nt
Organism: Bathycoccus prasinos
Lineage: Eukaryota; Viridiplantae; Chlorophyta; Mamiellophyceae; Mamiellales; Bathycoccaceae
Exons: 1
Coding region: 1-1752 (583 amino acids)
Source: RefSeq, a predicted model, not a curated record
AUGAGCGCGUUUUCAUCGUGCGCGACGACGACCAACAACGCUCGCGCGACGAGCGACAUCUUCUUCUCUUCUUUUAACAACAACAGCACUAUUAAGAGAAGCAGCAGAAGAACCAAAGUGGUCGUAGCCGCGUCAUCAUCAACAACAAAAGGGGUAUCGAAGAAUUCAUCAUCUUUUUUUGAUGACAACAACGGACAGCAGCAGGGGGUACAACGACUACAACAAAAACCUUCUUCUUCUUCUUCUUCCCAUCAGGCUUCCAAAACGCAGACGAGAAGACGAUCGUGCAUCGUCGCCAACGCUUCUUCCUCUUCUUUUUCCAAUAAUAAUAAUAAUAAUAAAGAAAAGUUUGAGCGGUUGAAGGAUAUGCUCGAUGCCGUUUCCGAGGCUUUGGACGUGUCCUCAAAGGUACAGCUCUCUUUAGACGAGGCGAACGGGAAAGUCGCUCGAUUGGAGUCUAAAGUCAAAGAGAGAGAUCGAUUGUUAUCGAUCGUGAGAGGAUUGGAGAUUGAACUCGCGGACUCGUACACGCCUAAAGAAGUCGACGAAUUAGUCAAGAACUUAAAACGAGAGAGAGAGAAAGAACUCGAUCAGUUGAAGAAGGAGUUGGAGGAGACAAAGUCGUUGAGAGAAAAAGUUCAAGAGAUGAUGAGUUUGGAAAAAGAAAAAGAAACCGCGAAAAAAGAAGCUCUGGAAAACGGAGAGAAACUCAUCAAAGCCGAAAUACACUUGGAGAACUUGAAAAGAGAGAGUUCUAUGCAAUCCAUGGAGCUGCAAGGGAAAAUGGAAAGCGCAGAGAGAGAGGCGAAACAACUGAAGGCGGAGAUCCGAAGACUGGAGACUCGCAUGGCGGAUAUGGUGGACGUCGAGGAGACGGACGAAGAGAUGGAUCGAUUGAAAGGAGAAUUAGAAGAUGCAAAAGUAAAAAGCGACACUGUACCAAUAUUGCAACAAGCCUUGAAAGAAAUGACGACGGAGAGAGACGAUUUACGAAAGUUAUUGAGAGAAGUAGAAGCCGCGAUGGCGGAGAUGACCGAGAACAAGGAGUUUGUCGAGUUGAUCAAGGAGAAGAACAACCUUUCAGUCAAGUCUCAAGUCGCAGACUUUCAAUUGAAAACGAAAAAGAAUGAACCCACCACGCAAGACGUAUCGAAGCAACCGUCGAUGACCAAAGCAGAAACUGACAAAUUAUGGGUCGAGAACUGCAUCGAACAAGAGUAUUGCGAAGUCGAGGAAGGAGGUGAAAAAGAACAACAAGGAAAAACACUCUCCAAAGCGGAAACUGACAAAUUAUGGGUCGAGAACUGCGUCGAACAAGAGUAUUGCGAAGUCAAAGAAGACAAACAAGAACAAGGAAAGAAGAAAUCUUUCCAAAGAGCGCCGGCGGGAGAUUUCACCAUGAAUAGAAAGAUCGUCUCCGCGGAGAAUGUUUCCAGCACAGAAGAUUUCACCGCUCGAAAAGGUGCCUUUGAGCGAACUCCGGGUCAGUUUACUUUGCGUAAAUUCGCGUUCGAUUCUCCUUCAAAACGAAGAGUAUCCGUUCCAGCCACCGCUUUUAAACGCACGGGUGAGUUUGAACUUCGAAGAUUCAUCUUCACGAGCGACGAAGUUGAUGUCGAUGCCACGGAAACGGUCGCCGGCGGGUUCAAGAGAACUCCGGGAUCGUUCACCUUGCGCAGAUUUAACUUUCGCGACAGCAAUGACAGCGAAGAAGAGAAGUCUUCCCCCUCGUCUACUCUCUUUAGAUUUUAA